Messenger RNA from Acanthosepion pharaonis, 1230 nucleotides. Lineage: Eukaryota; Metazoa; Mollusca; Cephalopoda; Sepiida; Sepiidae. The record is from the annotation of a GenBank genome assembly.
AUGGAGUCGGCCAAAAGUGAUUCUUUAGACAUGACGGCCGCGAUCAUACCUCUGCCUGCAUACCACCAUAAUGCCAAGAACUGGUUCUUGCAGGUAGAAUCUAUCUCUUCCAUGUUACGCAUCACUUCACAGCGAGCCAGAUUCGCGAACGUAAUGCAGAAACUCCCAUCCGAUAUGAUGGAUGAAAUUUCUGACGUCCUCUCCGAUUUGCGUGAACAUGAACCAUACGAUCACUUAAAGGAAGCGAUCCUCAAGCGUACCGGGCGUUCCGAGGAAGACAUGAUUCAGGAAAUUCAACGGAACGUCACCAGAGGUGACAAGACGCCAUCCCAGCUUCUCAGGUAUAUGAGGAACCAGUUGGGAAAGCACAAUGUGUCAGAAAAGGUUCUUCGAGGUUUAUGGAUGGAGCAUUUGCCCAAAUCAGUCGCUCAAAUUAUUGCACCAAUGACGAGAGCCACGCCUCUGGAUGAUUUGGCAGAAUCUGCUGACCUAGUUUUUGCGCAGUUUGACCACAGCGUUAACGCAGUUCACACCCCCGACAUAGCAAAGCACGAACGCUACGAGCCGAGUAAGACAGAACGGGCGUUGGCCGACCUUCAACGACAAAUUCGAGAGAUCCAGAUGUCCCUGCGCCCACGGACAAGGAAAUCGACCCCAUCUCGACAGAGACGAACCCCCAGCCGAGAACGGCAAAGCGACCAGGGUGUUUGUUGGUUUCAUCGCACAUUUGGCGAUGGAGCCAGGAAUUACUCAGGUGCGGCCAUCAGCGUGGUACCCUAUCAGAACGACCACGCCGCUAAGCCCACCCUGGUCAAACUACGAGCUGCGAAUGGUUCCACGAUAGACACGCACGGAGAAAGGACCCUUACUCUGAAUAUCGGCAUGCGACGUGAUUUCACUUGGACAUUCACCGUGGCCAACGUGAAGGUACCCAUCCUCGGCGCGGAUUUCCUGGCGCAUUACGCACUGGCGGUCCAUAUGAACCCUGGGACCCUGCCCGAUACGACUACGAAUCUCCGUGUCUUAGGUUCUUCGGCGCACCGACAAGCACCUUACGAUCACGCGCGCCAACUCGACCGACACCGUCGCGAUCGAUCGGACCAAGCCUGCUUUUCUGGAGAAGCGACGGUACGACGCAAACCCGGCUCUGCGCCCCCUAAUGCUAUUCCAGGGCACCCGACACACGCAGCGCCGCAGACAUCAGACGACACCCCAGCGACUCGUGUGUAG